CCAUCUCUCCGCUUGAAAGGAGCGUCACCAAACACAGAGAGAUCGAUCGAUCACUCAAGCUAGGACUACAGAUGGCCGUGAGGAACAAAGCGCGAGAGAUGAGACUGAUAGCCGCUCUCUUCGUGCUCAACUGCCUCCUCAAGACAACGACGACGAGCCCCGCCACCUCGGCGUACUCACGUGGUGAUGCGCUCGCGUGGAGGCCAGCCACCUCCUUACUCCACCAGCUCCGCCACCUCGGGGUUCGCGCGCUGAUCCGUGACGAUGCCGAGGCCACCGCGCUGGCGUCCGCCGACUUCGGCAACGUGUCGGACGCCCAGCCGCCGCCGGCAGCCGUGCUCUACCCGUCGCUCCCCGAGGACAUCGCCAAGCUGCUGCGCGCCUCGUGCACGCACCCCUCCCCGUUCCCCGUGUCUGCCCGGGGCUGCGGCCACUCGACCCGAGGCCAGGCGUCCGCACCCCGCGGCGUAGUCGUGGACAUGAUGUCGCUCGGGUGCCACGCCGGCGGCUCAAGCAUCCGCCUCUCCGUCUCGGUCGACGGCCGCUACGUCGACGCCGGCGGCGAGCAGCUGUGGGUGGACGUGCUGCGUGCAGCCCUGGCGCACGGCCUCACCCCGUGGUCGUGGACCGACUACCUGCACCUCACCGUCGGCGGCACCCUCUCCAACGCGGGAAUCAGCGGCCAGGCCUUCCGCCACGGCCCCCAAAUAUCCAGCGUCCAAGAACUCGACGUGAUCAGCGGGCUCGGGGAGAUGGUGACAUGCUCAAAGGAUAAGCACGCGGACCUGUUCGACGCCGUGCUGGGCGGGCUGGGGCAGUUCGGUGUCAUAACGCGGGCGCGCAUCCCGCUGAUGCCGGCGCCGGCGAGGGCGCGCUGGGUGCGACUCUUCUACACGAGUGCGGCGGCGCUCACGGCCGAUCAGGAGGGGCUCAUUGGCAUCAACCUCGGCACCGCAGUCUCCGGACUCAUGGACUACGUCGAGGGCUCGGUGGUGCUCGCAGACCAGGGCCGAGCAGGGAGCUGGCGCUCGUCCUUCUUCUCGGACGCCGACGCGGCGCGCAUCGCCGCGCUCGCGGAGGAGGCGGGCGGCAUCCUUUACUGCCUCGAGGGAGCGCUAUACUACGGCGGCGCUGCCGCUGCUCGCGGCGGUGAGUCUGACGUCGAUCAGAGGCUGGAUGUGCUACUGCGGGAGCUGCGGUACGCGCGUGGGUUCGCGUUCGUGCAGGACGUGUCGUACGCGGGGUUCCUUGACCGGGUGCGCGACGGCGAGCUCAAGCUCCGCGCUGCCGGCCUCUGGGACGUGCCGCAUCCCUGGCUCAACCUCUUCCUCCCGCGCUCCCGCGUCCUCGACUUCGCUGUCGGCGUCUUCCACGGCAUCCUCCGCCGUGACAGCACCACCGGCGCCAUGGGACCCGUCCUCGUCUACCCCAUGAACCGGAACAGGUGGGACCCUGACACGUCAGCUGUGUUCCCGGACGAGGAGGAGGUGUUCUACACCGUGGGCAUCUUACGGUCGUCGGUGCCGGCGUGGACGGACGACGGUCGCCAGCUGCUGAGGCGCCUGGAGGAGCAGAACGAAGAGAUCUUAAGAUUCUGCGAGGAGAUGGGGAUACCUUGCGUGCAGUAUCUGCCGUAUUACGGCGACCAGGAAGGGUGGGAGAAGAAGCACUUUGGUCCAGCCAAGUGGGCCAGGUUCGUCGAGCGGAAGAGGAAGUAUGAUCCCAAGGCGAUCCUGUCCCGUGGUCAGAGAAUUUUCACCUCCCCGCUGGCUUGAUCCAUCCAUCGAUCGAUGAUGACCUAGCUAGCUAUCUGAUGCGAUAUGCAUGGAUGUUAUCAUGAUAUUUCCUUUUUACGUGGUCCCGGCCUGAGCACCGAUCGGAAUAUAUAUACGUAUGGUACAUAUCA
Molecule: messenger RNA, 1906 nt
Organism: Hordeum vulgare subsp. vulgare (domesticated barley)
Lineage: Eukaryota; Viridiplantae; Streptophyta; Magnoliopsida; Poales; Poaceae
Product: cytokinin dehydrogenase 2-like
Exons: 3
Coding region: 72-1775 (567 amino acids)
Biological process (GO): cytokinin metabolic process
Molecular function (GO): cytokinin dehydrogenase activity; FAD binding
Source: RefSeq, a predicted model, not a curated record